AUGCAAUUUCAACUGACCUUUCUUUUGCACCUUGGGUUGCUUAGUUAUGCAAAAGCUGAAGAUGAAUGCAACAAACGUGCCUGUUAUCCCACCACCGGCGAUCUCCUGGUGGGACGCAGCUCACAGCUCACGGCUUCUUCCACUUGUGGGCUACAUGGAGCCCAGAAAUACUGCAUCCUCAGCUACCUCGAGAGGGAACAAAAAUGCUUCAUUUGUGACUCCAGGUUUCCAUACGAUCCACACAACCAGCCCAAUAGCCACCCCAUUGAGAAUGUGAUUACAAAUUUUGAACCAGAUAGAGAAAAGAAGUGGUGGCAAUCUGAAAACGGUCUUGAUCAUGUCAGCAUCAGAUUGGACCUAGAGGCAUUAUUUCAGUUCAGCCACCUUAUUCUAACCUUUAAGACUUUUCGGCCUGCCGCAAUGUUAGUUGAACGUUCCACAGACUAUGGACACACCUGGAAAGCAUUUAAAUAUUUUGCAAAAGAUUGUACAACUUCCUUUCCCAACAUCACAUCCGGCCAGGCACAGGGAGUGGGAGACCUUGUGUGUGACUCUAGAUAUUCGGAUAUUGAACCCUCCACUGGUGGUGAGGUUGUUUUAAAAGUUUUGGAUCCCAGCUUUGAAAUAGAAAACCCGUAUAGCCCCUACAUCCAGGACCUUGUUACAAUAACAAACCUGAGGAUAAACUUCACCAAACUGCACACCCUUGGGGAUGCUUUGCUUGGAAGGAGACAUAAUGAUUCCCUUGAUAAAUACUACUACGCCUUGUAUGAGAUGGUGGUUCGGGGCAGCUGUUUUUGCAAUGGCCAUGCUAGUGAAUGCGGCCCGAAGCAGAUGGUGCGGGGAGAUGUGUUCAGCCCUCCUGGAAUGGUUCAUGGUAGGUGUGUGUGUCAGCACAACACAGACGGCCCAAACUGUGAGCGGUGCAAGGACUUCUUCCAGGACGCUCCUUGGAGGCCAGCUGCAGGCCUGGAGGACAGCUCCUGCAAAGCUUGUAGCUGUAACGGCCACUCGGACCGCUGUCACUUCGAUAUGACCGUGUACCUGGCCAGCGGCGGUGUCAGCGGGGGUGUGUGUGAAGACUGCCAGCACAACACCGAGGGACAGCACUGCCAUCGCUGCAGGCCCCUUUUCUACAGGGACCCCCUCAAGGCCAUCUCGGACCCUUACGCGUGCCUUCCUUGUGAAUGUGACCCUGAUGGAACCGUUUCGGGUGGCAUUUGUGUGAGCCACUCCGAUCCUGCGUUGGGGUCUGUGGCCGGCCAGUGCCUGUGUAAGGAGAACGUGGAAGGAGCCAAGUGCGACCGGUGCAAGCCCAACCACUACGGACUGAGCGCCACUGACCCCAUGGGCUGUCAGCCCUGUACCUGUAACCCCCUGGGGAGUCUGGCACUCUCGCCCUGUGAUGUAGACACAGGCCAGUGCCUGUGCCAGCCUUUUGCCACCGGACCACACUGUGAGGAGUGCGCUGUUGGAUAUUGGGGACUGGAAAACCAUCUCCAUGGAUGUGCUCCCUGUGACUGUGAUAUUGGAGGUGCUUAUUCUAAUGUGUGUUCUCCCAAGGAUGGGCAGUGUGAAUGCCGCCCGCAUGUCACGGGCCGCCGCUGCUCGGAACCGGCCCCCGGCUACUUCUUUGUUUCUUUGAACUUCUACGUCUAUGAGGCCGAGGAAGCCAUGCCGCUCCAAGGACUUGCCCCUUUGGGCUCAGUGACUUUUGGCCAGGUGCCUGCUGCUCACGUGGUCUUCCGAGAGCCAGUUCCCGGGACAUCUGUUACCUGGACCGGACCUGGAUUUGCCAGGGUUCUCCCUGGGGCUGGCUUAAGAUUUGCUGUCAAUAACAUUCCUUCUCCCAUGAAUUUCACUGUGGCCAUUCGCUAUGAAGCUCAGUCUGCUGCUGACUGGGUUGUCCAGGUUGCGGUCAGCCCCCGCGGAGGAAGCGAGCGCUGUCCGCGCAGGACCCCUCCGCAAGAGCCUCCGUCUUUCACCUUACCAGCAGCCUCCAGAAUCAUGCUGCUUCCCACACCCAUCUGUUUAGAACCAGAUGUACAAUAUCUCAUAGAUGUCUAUUUUUCGCAGUCUUUGGAAGGAGGGUCCUACGCUCAUUCACACAUCCUUGUUGAUUCUCUUGGUCUUCUUCCCCAAAUCAAUGCAUCAGAGGAUUUCUGCAGCAAACCGGAUUUAGAUGAAUAUCAGCUGCACACCUGUGUCGAAAUUGCCUCGGAACCAGGAGCUCAAGUGCUCCCUGGUGCAUGUGAAAGGCUCAUCGUCAGCAUGUCUGCCAGGCUUCAUGAUGGGGCAGUGGCCUGCAAGUGUCACCCCCAGGGCUCAGUCGGGACCAGCUGCAGCCCACUUGGAGGCCAGUGCCAGUGUAAGCCACACGUGUCUGGGCGCUGCUGUGACAGGUGCUCAACAGGAAGCUACGGUUUGGGGCAUCAUGGCUGUCACUCAUGUCACUGCCACCCUCAAGGCUCAAAGGGCACUGUGUGUGACCAAAUAACCGGACAGUGCCCCUGCCAGGAAGAGGUGGCUGGCCGCCGUUGUGACCGGUGCCUGCAGGGCUAUUUUGGAUUUCCCAGCUGCCGCCCUUGCCUUUGUAAUGGAUUUGCAGAGCUUUGUGAUCCAGAAACAGGGUCGUGCUUCAAUUGUGGGGGGUUUACAACUGGAAGAACCUGUGAAAGAUGCAUCGAUGGUUACUAUGGAAAUCCUUCUUCAGGACAGCCCUGCCGUCCUUGCCCGUGUCCAGAUAUUCCCUCGAGCAAUCGGUAUUUUGCUCAUUCCUGUUAUCAGAAUCCUUGGAAUUCAGAUGUAAUCUGUAAUUGUCCUCAAGGUUAUGCAGGGAGGCAGUGUGAAGAAUGCUCUGCUGGUUUCUAUGGAAAUCCAAGAAUUUCAGGAGCACCUUGCCGGCCAUGUGCCUGCAACAACAACAUUGAUGUAACUGAUCCGGAGUCCUGCAGCCGAGUGACAGGGAAGUGCCUUAAAUGUCUGCACAACACUGAGGGGCCAAACUGCCAGCUUUGCAAACCUGGUUACUUUGGAUCGGCCCUCAACCAAACCUGCAGAAGAUGCUCCUGUAAUCCUUCUGGCGUGAAUACCACUGAGUGUCCCCCUGGUCGGGGAGCUUGCCUCUGUGACCCUGACACUGGCACAUGCCCUUGUCUGCCCAAUGUCACAGGGCGGACUUGUGACCGUUGUGCUGAUGGAUACUGGAACCUGGUCCCUGGCAGAGGAUGUCAGCCAUGUGACUGUGACCCCCGGACCUCUCAUGGUAGCCACUGUGACCAGGCAAGAUACUUUAAACUCUACUAA
Messenger RNA from Pteronotus mesoamericanus, 3306 nucleotides. It is a transcript of the gene LAMB4, whose product is annotated as laminin subunit beta 4. Lineage: Eukaryota; Metazoa; Chordata; Mammalia; Chiroptera; Mormoopidae. Gene Ontology annotation, biological process: animal organ morphogenesis; tissue development. The coding region runs from base 1 to 3306 and encodes 1101 amino acids. The transcript is spliced from 22 exons. The record is from RefSeq and is a predicted model, not a curated record.